AUGCCGCCAAAAGCAAGACAGGGUACUGGACUACCUGCCACACCAGAAGAGUUGGCACAACUAAUAGCCCAACACGUUAAUACUGCCUUGGAACAGCGUAAUGCUAACCAGAACGAUGGCCAGGAACGUGGAUGUGGUGCUCACGGGCAUAGUCUUAGUGGGACGCAAAUUGGAAACCCUCCAGCGAUAUGCGUGAUAUCGGGCUGUCAAAAUGAGUCGGUCAUUCGAGUGAUUCAGCGUUCCGAACCUAGAACUGGAGAUUCGAAGAAGCGCAAACCUGAGAGCUCUAAGAGGAACCUCGAAGAGGAACGUGGGAAGAAGCGUAGCUUGGGGAGAGCAUGUGUAGCUAACCCUAGAGAGUCGGGAAAGGGUAAAGUCGGUGAUGAACAAGAGAAGUGCGCCAGGUGUGGCCAAACCGGACAUGUGACCCCCAAGUGUUAUGCUAAGAGUACGUUAGAUGGAGUUAAGCUCAAGGGAUGCUUCGUAUGUGGUGAGCAAGGACACAACAAAAGAAAUUGUCCGAAACCGGAAGUACAGGAUGCAAGGGGCAAAUCCGUUGAGGCGAGUGCUGGGAAGGCAUGUAAAAAUCCUGCUACUGUUACUGGUAUAUUUCGGAUCAAAAACCAAUCUAUGUUCAUACUUUUAAUACCAAAGCUGACUUGA
Molecule: messenger RNA, 663 nt
Organism: Helianthus annuus (common sunflower)
Lineage: Eukaryota; Viridiplantae; Streptophyta; Magnoliopsida; Asterales; Asteraceae
Exons: 2
Coding region: 1-663 (220 amino acids)
Molecular function (GO): zinc ion binding; nucleic acid binding
Source: RefSeq, a predicted model, not a curated record